UGGGCCGGGUCCGCCCGGUGGGCCGAGGUUGCAGAGGAGGCGGCGGGUGGUACCGCGGCGAGGCGACAAGGCGGCGAGGCGGCGCGACCGGCGGGCGCCGACUCCCGGAGGCCGCCGUCGGGGUGAGGUGUCCUCAUGACUUCCCCUGCAGACCAUGUCUAUGAUCCUUUUUGCCUGUGUGGUGAGGGUGAGGGAUGGACUGCCUCUCUCCGCCUCCACUGACUUUUACCACACCCAAGAUUUUCUGGAAUGCCGGAGACGGCUCAAGACUUUAGCCUUGCGACUGGCCCAGUACCCAGGUCGAGGUUCUGCAGAAGGAUGUGACUUCAAUAUACAUUUCUCUUCUUUGCGGGAUGUGGCUUGCAUGGCUAUCUGCUCCCGCCAGUGUCCAGCGGCCAUGGCCUUCUGCUUCCUGGAGACCGUGUGGUGGGAAUUCACAGCUUCCUACGAUACCACCUGUAUUGGCCUGGCCUCCAGGCCAUAUGCCUUUCUCGAGUUCGACAGUACCAUUCAGAAAGUGAAGUGGCAUUUUAACCAUGUAAGUUAUGUUCAAAUGGAGAGCAGCUUGGAAAAAAUUCAGGAGGAGCUGGAGUUCCAGCCUCCAGUGGUCCUCACUCUGGAGGACACCGAUGUGGCAAAUGGAAUAAUGAACGGUCAUACACAGAUACACUUGGAGCCUGCUCCUAAUUUCCGAAUGGAACCAGUGACAGCCCUGGGUGUCCUCUCGCUUAUUCUCAACAUCAUGUGUGCAGCUCUGAAUCUCAUCCGCGGGAUUCACCUCGCAGAACAUUCUUUACAGGUUGCUCAUGAGGAGAUUGGAAAUAUUCUGGCUUUUCUUAUUCCUUUUGUAGCCUGUAUUUUCCAGUGUUAUUUGUACCUGUUCUACAGUCCAGCCAGGACUAGGAAGGUGGUGCUGUUGCUGCUCUUUAUCUGCCUGGGCAACGUGUACCUGCAUGGGCUGCGGAAUGUCUGGCAAAUCCUCUUUCACAUCGGGGUGGCUUCUCUGUCUUCGCAUCAGAUACUAACCAGGCAGCUUCAGGAGAAGCAGUGCGACUGUGGAGUGUGAAGGCGACUCUGUGUGACGAAUGGAUCCUUUGGCUGUCUUAGGAGGGUUAUCUCUGUUUCCCUUCUGGCUUCUCCACUUCACCUCAGAUUUUCACCCUCGAAGUUCCCUUCGACCAAGCCAGGCAGAGAGCGACAGUGGGGGAUUUUGAGCAGGUGCAGCGGAAGGCAGGAGGUGGCUUGAGACCCAGGCCCAGCUUUGUGCUGAGCGUUACAGCAGAAUCUCCAGGUCAGCACCUCUCCUUGGGACAGCAGAAUUUGGGGGCUCACCCCCCAAGGAGCAUUACUGGAAGAUCAGAACGGAAUUGUUUUGGUCUUUUCAAUCGGAUGACGCAAUAAACCACGAGAUCCAAUAACACUAGUUUUAGUAACUGGCAGUUGUCUCUGAGGAACCACUUUGAAACCCGAAUCAGCUUUUCAGUCUAAAUGUGACUUGGUUAGUUUCUUGUAGAGGGUCAAUACAGGGUGAAUUAAAAAUUUUAAAAUGUGGCUCAGAAAUACAAGUUAGAUAAAUUUUAUUUACAUUUUUUGAUAACUUGAGUCCAGUAUGGUACCUUUAGAAUAUUUAAAUAUAUUUUGGAUAUAAAUUGAACUUACCUUCAUUUAGGGAAAGGGUAAACGUAAGCUGAGAAAAUGAUUAAGAAAGCUGAAUUUAUUUAAUUUAUCUACAACUUUUUAUAGUGGUGAAGCUGUGUGGGUAUGGAAAUGUUUUUAUUUAUUUAUUUGCAGGGCAGAUAUAUAUCUGAGUAUUUUAGAAAUUGAGUAACCAGGGCUACUGGAUCAUAGAUCGUGAGCAUGACUAUGAGCUUAUAAGCCUGAGAAUUUCAGGACUCUCUGCAGUGGGCCACAGACUGGAUUCACAUAGUGGCACUUUAUAGAUGCAGGGGGCAUUACAAACAAACAAAAAUGCUCUUGUCAUCAGCUUUGUACAUGGCAGCUGGGUACCGGUCAUUUUAAUGAUGAGCAAUGCCUGACCUUGUGUCCUUGUUCCCAGAAGUCCUCCCAAAUUAAUUACUCCUUUACACCUUUCCCAGUCAUCUUAAUUAGAUCGAGGGCCUCAUUCUUUAUGAACAGGAGUUAAGUAGGUGUUAAUUUUUUAAAACUUCAUCAAGGUAUAACUAAACCUGUGCUCUGCAAAGUUACUUUUUUUGUCUCAUUUUCAAAAUAGUUGAUUGAUCACAGCUUUCCAAAAUGGGGCUCUGAAUAAGGUCCCUUAGGUCUCCAGAAAUUUCAGCCUGAGUUGUCCAGUGCCAUUCAGGAGACUGUUUUGGGAGCCUGCCCUUUGGAUUCUUCUUGGUAGAUAUCGGGAAUCUGAAUAGCUCAACGGCAAUUGCAUGGGAUUUAAGGUUGAAUUAUGUGAUCCUGAUAAAUUAAGAAAUCCUACUUUGAUAGUUUUUAAAAAGUUGGAAACCAUUUCAAGAGUUAUUGAGUACGUGGGGGAAAGCAAGAAUAUUAUUUUAGGGAAUUCAGUUGUAGUUGGUUGUUACUGUUAGUGUAUUGCUACUGAGCUACCUUGAUGUCACUUUAAGAAAAACAAGUUUAUGUGACUGGAAAUUGUUGGGAAAAUGUUGCCGCAGUCAUUUUAUUUUCUUAUAAUACAAUUUUCUAUUUUUAAUCAAA
Neogale vison (American mink) is the source of this 2682-nucleotide messenger RNA. RefSeq names its product SEC22 homolog C, vesicle trafficking protein (gene SEC22C). NCBI's taxonomy places the organism in Eukaryota, Metazoa, Chordata, Mammalia, Carnivora, Mustelidae. Gene Ontology annotation, biological process: endoplasmic reticulum to Golgi vesicle-mediated transport. Bases 155 to 1066 code for a protein of 303 amino acids. The record is from RefSeq and is a predicted model, not a curated record. The transcript is spliced from 7 exons.